Lutzomyia longipalpis is the source of this 1386-nucleotide messenger RNA. RefSeq names its product tryptophan 2,3-dioxygenase (gene vermilion). The record is from RefSeq and is a predicted model, not a curated record. Lineage: Eukaryota; Metazoa; Arthropoda; Insecta; Diptera; Psychodidae. Gene Ontology annotation, molecular function: metal ion binding; heme binding; L-tryptophan 2,3-dioxygenase activity. The transcript is spliced from 7 exons. The coding region runs from base 115 to 1260 and encodes 381 amino acids.
UCUCUUCAUGCUGUUCAGUUGCUCGCCGUUCGUCACAUUGAACGGAUUGAAGAGAAUUUUGUGCGAUUUUCCAGUGCUUUUCCUCUUCUAUCUCUAAAAAAAAGGUGCUUUAAAAUGAGUUGUCCCUUCAAUGGCGGUCCAUCGCGUCUUGGUGGUGAUGAUCUCCCCGAGGAGGGAAUGAUGUACGGCGAAUAUCUCAUGCUGGACAAAGUUCUAAAUGCCCAAAGGCUCGUAUCGGAGACUACAGGUGGCAAGGUUCAUGAUGAGCAUCUCUUCAUCAUCACCCAUCAAGCAUAUGAGCUGUGGUUCAAACAAAUCCUCUAUGAGUUUGACUCCAUUCGGGACCUCUUUAAGGCGGAUUGUAUUGAGGAAUCGAGGACGCUGGAGAUUGUAAAACGCUUGAACCGUAUUGUGCUUAUUCUAAAGCUCCUCAAUGAACAAAUUCCCAUCCUGGAGACAAUGACCCCCUUGGAUUUUAUGGAGUUUCGCAUGCACCUGGCCCCGGCAUCAGGAUUCCAAAGUUUGCAAUUUCGAUUGAUGGAGAAUAAAUUGGGCGUGAAGAUGGAGCAUCGUGUCAAGUACAAUCAGAACUAUUCUGUUGUAUUCGGGCAGGAUCCAACAGCUGUUGAGAAGAUCAUGGAAUCGCACAAGGAAUCAUCAUUGCUGGAUCUCGUGCAAAAAUGGCUGGAGCGGACACCAGGACUUGAGGAAGAUGGUUUUAAUUUCUGGGGGAAAUUCAAGGAGAGUGUGGAUAAAUUCUUGGAGCAUGAACAUGAGGAAGCUAUGAAAGAACCGGAUUUGUCCAGGAGAAACUAUCGCUUGAUGGAUAUUGAGAUGCGAAGGGGUGUCUACAACUCCAUCUUCGAUUCAGCAUCCCACGAGGCGCUUGUAAUGCGUGGGGAUCGUCGAUUCAGCCACAAAGCCCUUCAGGGAGCCAUCAUGAUCACAUUCUAUCGCGAUGAGCCACGUUUCAGUCAACCACACCAGAUUCUUGUUCUUCUCACUGAUAUUGAUUCCCUCAUUACAAAGUGGAGAUACAAUCAUGUUACAAUGGUCCAGAGGAUGCUGGGAUCCCAACAAUUGGGCACUGGAGGCUCUUCCGGGUACCAAUACUUGAGAUCAACACUCAGCGAUAGGUACAAAGUGUUCCUGGAUCUUUUCAAUUUGUCCACAUUCUUGAUUCCUCGCCAUUGGAUCCCACCACUUGACACCAAGCUCAAUUGGAGUUUCAAUGCUCCAUCGGCUCCAUCACUGAAGUGAAGUCCUUGGCCGGGAAUCUCCUUUUUAAAUUUCUGGAGGAAGGUGGGUAGGAUGGGCUGGGAAGAAAUUAUGAUCACAGCAUAGACGUCGUUAUUUUUCCAAAAUAAAACGAAUAUUUUCAAAAAA